This is a messenger RNA of Fusarium subglutinans, 1323 nucleotides long. Its product is annotated as benzoate 4-monooxygenase. The transcript is spliced from 4 exons. Lineage: Eukaryota; Fungi; Ascomycota; Sordariomycetes; Hypocreales; Nectriaceae. The record is from RefSeq and is a predicted model, not a curated record. Bases 1 to 1323 code for a protein of 440 amino acids. Gene Ontology annotation, molecular function: oxidoreductase activity, acting on paired donors, with incorporation or reduction of molecular oxygen; heme binding; iron ion binding.
AUGUUUACUGAUUCUCUGUUCCUUUCACCAUGGGCGCUCUUGGCACUUCUUAUCUGUGCACUGAUGUACUAUAUCAUUCCCUACCUCUAUACCUACAGACACCUGCGCAGGAUCCCUGGCCCAUUGCUAGCCCGCUUCUCAAACCUUUGGCUCCUGUAUAUCUGCCGCCAGUCUAAGCGUUCAUACACUGUCUAUGACCUGCACGAACGACUUGGUCCUAUCGUAAGAAUCCAGCCAAACCACGUCAGUAUCGUUGACGAAAGAGCCAUUAAUCUUGUCUACGGCCAUGGGAACGGGUUGGAAAAGUCAUCCUGGUACGAUUCAUCAAUUUCUCUCACCCGAAGUAUCUUCACGGCGAGGAAUCGCGCCCAACAUGCUCGCAAGAGAAGAUAUAUCGCUCAUAGCUUCGCCCCCAAGUCGUCCCGUGCAGCCGAAGGACCCAUCGCCGACAAAGUCGCGCUUCUGGUCCGUAAGUGGGACGAGAUAAUCGACAAAGGGCCGCAGUUUGAUGGGUUCACACGACUCGAAUGCAGGCGAUGGUUCACAUACUUGUCGUUUGACAUCACUGGUGAUCUUCUCUUCAGCGAGCCAUUCGGAAUGCUUGAGAAUGGCUCUGAUCUGGUCAAGAUAGACAACAAGCCCGGGUCCUACGUGUCCAUGAUGAACAGUCUUGCGCAGAGGAGUGCCGCCGUCGCUACUCUUGGUGUCUUACCCUGGUUGAAGCCACAUGCACAUCAUCUGCCCGAUCCAUUCUUCCAUAAGGGAAUGGAUGGGCUACAGAACCUACUCGGCGUUACUUCCGCUCAAGUCAAGGAACGCAUGGCCGCAGCGCAAGACAAUCAUGACGAUUGGCUCUCACUUCUACUCCGAGCGCGUGAUGAACACGGAGAGUUGCUCAAAUUCGAAGAGAUUACUUCUGAGUCCUUGACCUUGUUCAUGGCAGCCAUUGAGACCGUCAGCAACACCCUGUCUGCCAUGAUGUACUACCUCGCCACGUCGCCCUCUCCACUACAAAAGCUACAAGCUGAGGUUGACUCUAUCCAUGUUUCUGGAACAGUUAUGCCGUUUGCAGAUGUCCGGGCUCUUCCAUAUCUAGACGCUGUGCUCAACGAGACAAUGCGUCUGCACAGUGUCCUCGGGAUCGGCCUCCCUCGAGAGGUGCUUCCUGGAACCAAGGGAGUUAACUUAGACUCCUUUUACUUUCCUCCCGGCACUGUUCUCAGCGUUCCCAUUUAUACCAUUCACCGGUCUAGAGAAAUUUGGGGCCAGGAUGCCAAUGACUUUCGGCCUGAGAGAUGGGAGAAACUCAUGCGUUGGGCGUAA